Messenger RNA from Pectinophora gossypiella (pink bollworm), 1946 nucleotides. RefSeq names its product putative inorganic phosphate cotransporter. Lineage: Eukaryota; Metazoa; Arthropoda; Insecta; Lepidoptera; Gelechiidae. Gene Ontology annotation, cellular component: plasma membrane. Gene Ontology annotation, molecular function: transmembrane transporter activity. Bases 459 to 1847 code for a protein of 462 amino acids. Gene Ontology annotation, biological process: transmembrane transport; monoatomic anion transport. The transcript has 10 exons. The record is from RefSeq and is a predicted model, not a curated record.
UGCACUCAGUUACUAUUACAUGCGCACGAUUCACACAAUCGGUUGUUGAAACAAUAGCCGUCGCGACGCGAGCGCAGACGCAUGGGAGUAAAACGGUUGACUAGUUUUAUUACAGUCGAUAUAAUGAACGUCUUUUAAUGAAAAAAAAAGACGCUUGACUCUUAUUAAAAAAUAAAUUCGACCACAGAAUAGGUAGACAAAGUCGAUUGUUGUAACAAUUUUGAUGUGUUUUCUUUUGUAAAUAUUGUUGUGAUUUCUUUAUCGAGUAAUUCGUGGCAGUAAAAUGGCGCAUACACAAAUAUCAAUCAAACAUUUACAGUAAAAAAAUAAAAAAGUAACUAUUAAAUAUUCAAAGCAAUUGAACGCAGUGACAUACUCUCCAAAUAGAUAUUAUUUAUUUACUAAGAAUUAGUGAAGUGACAUUUGGGAUAUUUUGUUUUUAAUUUAUUUUUAUUAAGAUGUCUGUGGAGGAAAAUCUAACAAAAACAAUGAAGCCAAGGAGUGUGCUGGGCAUCAGGCAUGUCCAGAUCCUGAUGUUGGCGCUGUCGAUGGCUAUUAGCUACAGCAUGAGGAUCAACAUGAGUCUUGCCAUCGUCGCCAUGACUGACCAGACUAAAGAAGGAGCCUUCGACUGGAGCGUGCAGAUCCAGAGCGUGAUAUUAUCCUCGUUCUUUUGGGGCUACGUCAUCCUGCAGGUCCCGGCUGGUGAACUGGCCGCCAGGUUUGGGGGGAAGCUGCUUCUCCUCAUUAACAUGAGCGUGAAUGCUACCGUGUCUCUCAUCAUACCUUUAUGUUCACAUUAUGGCGGGUGGCAGCUGGUAUGUUUAUGUCGGGUGAUGCAGGGUCUGUCCCAAGGAUUCCUGUUCCCGGCGACGCACAAUUUGUUGGGCAAAUGGGUUCCACUCGACGAAAAGAGCCGCCUGGGAGCGCUCGUGUAUUCUGGAUCUCCAAUCGGCAUGGCCCUUCAGAACCUGAGUUCGGGAUUCAUCGCGGAGUACUGGGGCUGGCCGUCCAUCUUCUACAUGAACGGGGCUUUGGCUGCCAUCUGGACGGCUAUUUACGUCUUCAUAGGCGCUGACUCGCCGCAGUCCUCACACGUCAUCAGCGAGGAAGAACGGUUCCAUAUACAGAACUCUCUUGGACAUGUUGGUGGGCAUAAGAAACUGAAGACGCCAUGGAAGUCUAUAUGGACGUCUGUUCCAUUCCUGGCGCUGAUGAUAGCGCAUGGUGGCCAGAACUGGGGCUUCUUCACGCUGAUGACUGAGAUACCCUCCUACAUGGCGAACGUGUUGGGGGCUGAUAUUAAGAAGAAUGGAGUGUUGUCAGCUCUGCCAUACAUCGCAGCGUACAUCAUGAGUUUCCCAGUCGGCUUCACUGCUGACUACAUUAUGAAGAAAAAGCUGAUCGGUAUUACUGCCACAAGGAAAAUGUUCAACUCCAUAGCCUUAUACGGUGCAGCGACGGUGUUGAUCGGUCUGUCGUACAUCCCGUCUGACAGCAUGACCCUGGCAGUAUCAGUGUUAGUGCUCGUAAUGGCCAUCAACGCGGCUCACUACGCUGGCUUCAUUUUAGUGCACAUCGACAUGUCUCCGAACUUCGCGGGGUCUCUGAUGGGCAUCACCAACUGCUUCGCCAACAUCAUUUCCAUCAUCGCUCCACUCGCUGCUGGAGCUAUGCUUAAUGAUGAGACGGAUCCUGUCGAAUGGCGCAAAGUGUUCUUCGUGACGUCAGCAUUUUACGUCUUUGCUAAUACCAUAUUCGUCAUCUUCGGAUCCUGUGAGGUCCAGAAGUGGAACGACGUCCCUGAAGAAAGGAGUUCCCCCGAGAAACCUGAAAAGGAAGCGUAAUUAAUUAAACGCGUAUAGUUUUAAGUAGUAAUGUUUAAAAUAAUUGACCAAAGUUUAUUAUAUUGAUCGACGGACGAAUAAAAUAAUAAUUUAAUUUUA